AUGUCGCAAGCGCGCAAACGUACAAAGGUCGACAAUGAAUCUGUUUCCCAAUUCCAACAGGUUUCAAAUCUGGAGGAACACAGGAUAAAAGAUAUGCCCCUCUCUGAAAUUUACUAUGUGCCCGACUUCAUAUCAAAGGAAGACUCUGACGAGUGGUACAAGGCAUUGCUGGCUCUAGACACCUGGUACCGGCCGACACUGAAGAUCUUCGGGCGCGAAGUGGUGCAGUCCAGAAAAAUUGCAGCAUACUCAACAGACCCAAAUCUCACUCUCAAGUAUAGUGGCCAAAUCGUGAACAUGAAGUACGAAUAUCCAAAAGUCCUCCGCGAAAUCCAAGACAAAGUGGAAGAGCGCCUCGGCGUCAAAUUCAACCAUGUCAUGUUAAAUCUCUACGAAGACGGUAAGGUAUACAUUGGAAAUCACCGUGACAACCUGGAGAACAAAGUCAUAGCAAGCGUCUCGGUCGGAGCUCCGCGGACGUUCAUAAUGACCCGCGACAAGAAGGUGACAUCGAAGCACCCAGAGGGUUCUUCUUCGUCGAAGAUCACAUCUGAAGAAGCAGGCCAAGCCAGGGUCAAUAAUAAGCGCCCAUUCUUCGACAUCUCUGAAUCCUCUCUACAAGUCACUGAGCCAGUUGACCGAAAGAGCUGGAUACUCGAUUCUGGAUCACUAGUUGUAAUGCAGGGAGAUACGCAAAGAUACUGGAAACACGAAAUUCCCAAGUGGAUUUUCCAAAAAGCCAUCAAUAUCGCUAAGCAACCAAGUCGGCUAACCCCUUUAAAACAUCCGCCGACGGAGGCAUCAGCCAAUAAUCAGCAAAAAGCUGUGCACAGCAGAACACAUAAAUUCAAAACACCUACGGGACUAUCUGAUCCCCUUGUUCGCUGGUUCGAACAACGUCGACCACCCCCAAAGACCUCCCGCUCACGAACACACUCCACGACCGCCACGAUUCCGUCCAACAACUCACCCCUGUUAAUGUCCGCGCGCGCCGUUCCAUCGCCCAGGCGCCGGCAGCCUUACUCACCACGAUGUCCUUCACCGCUCGGGCUCCCUCCUCUAGGGUACCCGCCCGCGCAACCGCAACCGCCGCUCGCGCCGCACAUGGCAUUCCAGAGCCCUUCCUACCCGCUCACACCAGAGAGGCACAUCCAACCCAAGGGCGUGUCCGAGUCGCGAGUUCCCUAUCCCCCUGAGGCGCGUCGCCCGCUGGCGGGCACGCAGAGCCAAAGUCGCCCACGAUCCCAACCCGUUCCCCCGCCCUUAAAUUUGAGCUCGGAGCAUCAUCCGCCUACACAGGCUCCGCCACAACCAAAGUACCCUGGCACAGCGCAGCCUGUGGCGAAGCAGGAGAUGACGAUGGUCGUAUCCCCUCCUAGUCCAACACCCAGCGAUACGUCCAGUUUAUCCCUGUACAGCGCGGAAAGCAUCACGAAAGCAUUUCCUGUUGAAGUCGCCCAGCAGCAGCAAGUGCAGAAGAUGCAGCAGGAAGAAGAUGAGAAACCCCCGAGCUUGUUUUGUGGUUGCUUCAAUUUCAAAGCAUGGUUCGGAGGCUCUAAGAAAGCAAGAGAGAAGAAAAUUCUCGGACCGCCAAUUCCUCCGGUCCCCCAACCUGCACCUCAGACUGUUCAAGUCAGACGACGACCGUCACCACUCAAUUUGUGA
Molecule: messenger RNA, 1665 nt
Organism: Psilocybe cubensis
Lineage: Eukaryota; Fungi; Basidiomycota; Agaricomycetes; Agaricales; Agrocybaceae
Exons: 6
Coding region: 1-1665 (554 amino acids)
Biological process (GO): DNA repair
Source: RefSeq, a predicted model, not a curated record